Penicillium cataractarum is the source of this 435-nucleotide messenger RNA. RefSeq names its product YjbQ family protein. The record is from RefSeq and is a predicted model, not a curated record. The transcript is spliced from 2 exons. NCBI's taxonomy places the organism in Eukaryota, Fungi, Ascomycota, Eurotiomycetes, Eurotiales, Aspergillaceae. The coding region runs from base 1 to 435 and encodes 144 amino acids.
AUGUCCUGGUUCCAGAAGAACUUCACUCUCCCCUCCCGCAGCCGCGGCUCCUACCUAAUCACCGACACCGUCCUCUCCGAGCUCCCCGAGAUCCGCGAUUACAAGGUCGGCAUGUUGAACCUGUUCGUGCAACACACGAGUUGUGCACUGUCGCUGAAUGAGAACUGGGAUGACGAUGUCCGGGCUGAUAUGAGUGAUGCGCUGGAUCGUAUUGCGCCGUAUGAUCGGAAGGGAAAUUUGUAUCGUCAUUCUGCGGAGGGCGAGGAUGAUAUGCCGGCUCAUAUCAAGUCUGCGCUCAUCGGUGCUUCGGUGAAUAUUCCCAUUUCCAAUGGCCGUCUGGCGACCGGUACCUGGCAGGGUAUCUGGUACCUCGAGUUCCGUACCAGUCGGCACACGCGCAAGGUUGUUGCGACUAUCCAGGGUGAGAAGGCUUGA